Messenger RNA from Girardinichthys multiradiatus, 950 nucleotides. RefSeq names its product methionine sulfoxide reductase B1b (gene msrb1b). Lineage: Eukaryota; Metazoa; Chordata; Actinopteri; Cyprinodontiformes; Goodeidae. Gene Ontology annotation, molecular function: peptide-methionine (R)-S-oxide reductase activity. The record is from RefSeq and is a predicted model, not a curated record. The transcript has 3 exons.
CUGACGUCACUUAUCACAACAGGAAGCGGCGUCAUCAGAGAGGAGAUACCCAGAUCGCUUCUGUGGUUCUGCUGCAGCAGCUCAAAAUGUCCUUCUGUCGGUUCCUUGGUGGUGAGAUCUACAAGGAUCAUUUUAAACCAGGAAUUUAUGUGUGCUCCAAGUGCAACCAUCCCUUGUUCUCCAGUCAGUCCAAGUUCCCCCACUCAACUCCAUGGCCGGCGUUCACCGGCACCAUCAGAGAAGACAGCGUCACCAAGAUGAUGGAGACCCUCACUGCCUACAAGGUUCUGUGCGGGAAGUGUGGCAAUGGACUGGGCCAUGAGUUUGUGAACGAUGGUCCAGAAGAGGGAACAUCCCGUUUUUGAAUCUUCAGCCACUCGCUCCGGUUUAUCCCGAACAAAGGUCCUACAGACACAUCUGGUUCUGUUCUGAGGAUCACCUGCAGUUCCUUGAUUGGGUCAUAUUCAGCGCUCUAUAUUUGGGAUCCGCUAAGCGUUUGUUAACUCUCUGGCGCCCCCUAGUGGCAGGAUGGGUCUUUCUUUUAAGUUCAGGCAUUCUGCGGGUCAGUUAAAGGAAACCUUCGAGGAACUGUUGGGUUGUUUGAUCCAUCCUACAUUCGCUUCUGAUGUUUGGGGUCAUUAUCCUGUUUAAGUCUCUGUUUUAAUUAUAAGACUGAAUGUUUGCUAAAAUGUAAUAACUUGUUACUCUAUCAACAAACCAGCACCAGAGCAUGAUGGUGCCAGCACCGUGCUUUAAAGCUAACUGUCAGUCAUUGCUAGCCACUAACCCACUAUAGGCUGUUAAACCUAUAAAAGUGUUUUCUUUCUUACUUCACUGAACUCUUCUUAGUGUAAAAAAACCACGUCUUUAACAGAUUGUGAACUCUCUUGAGUCCAGUAGGUUCUGGUAAAGAAAAUAUUUUAAAUGAGAGAUGCUUUAUGUCUGUCUUG